AUGCAUCUCCUGCCGCGCGAACGCGACAAGCUUCUGCUCCACCAUGCCGGCACCUUGGCGCAGAAACGCCUCGCCCGCGGCGUGAGGCUCAACCAGACCGAGGCCACCGCGCUCAUCGCCACUGUGCUCCACGAGCGCAUCCGCGACGGCCAACACUCGGUCGCCGAACUCAUGCAGCACGGCAAGACCCUCCUCGGUCGCUGCCACGUGCUUCCUGGCGUCGCCGAGCUUCUGCACGAGGUCAUGGUCGAGGGCACCUUCCUCGACGGAACCUUCCUCGUCACCGUGCACCAUCCCGUCUGCACCGAGGCGGGCGACAUUCAUGCCGCGCUCUUCUCGAGCUUCUUCCCCGCUCCUGAUCCAAGCGUGUUCCAGACGACUGCCAUCGCGCCUGCCGAUGCCGCACACGUGCUCCCGGGUGCGCUCGUCACGCAGCGAGAUGCUCCUGCGAUCCAGCUCUGCCCCAAGCGCGAGAGGGUGGUGGUCAAGGUCACCAACACGGGCGACAGGCCCAUCCAGGUCGGAUCGCACUAUCCGUUCCUCGAGGUGAAUGCCGCCAUGUCGUUCCCACGUCUGCUGGCGCUGGGCAAGCGUCUCGACAUCGCACCGGGCACAGCCAUCCGCUUCGAACCGGGCGACACCAAGAGCGUCACGCUUGUCCAGGUCGGUGGGACCAAGAUCCUCGCCGGCGGCAACAACCUCGCAACCGGUCCGCUCGACGAGUUCCUCGCCUCGGCCGAUGCCAAAGCGGCGCUGACCAAGCGCAUCCAAGCCGCUGGCUUCGCCGAUGAGCCCGUGCCGGACCUCAGCGGCGUGACGCCUCCUGCGCCGUACGAAUUGUCGCGCGAGGCGUACGCGGCGCUGUACGGCCCCACGGUGGGCGACCGCGUGCGGCUGGCAGACAGCCCGCUGUGGCUCGAGGUGGAGAAGGACUACACCGUCUACGGCGACGAGCUCAAGUUCGGCGGCGGCAAGGUGAUCCGCGACGGCAUGGGCCAGGCAUCGGGUCGGAGCGACGCGGCGGUGCUGGACGUGGUGGUGAUCAACGCGCUGAUCGUCGACUGGUGGGGAAUCGUCAAGGCGGACAUUGGCAUUCGCGCCGGCCACAUUGUGGGCAUCGGCAAGGCGGGCAAUCCAGCCAUCAUGGACGGUGUCGACCCGAACCUCGUCAUCGGCUCGUGCACCGAGGUGAUCGCGGGCGAAAAGUACAUUGUCACCGCAGGUGCGAUCGAUGCACACGUGCACUACAUCUGUCCGGACCUGCACGAGGAGGCGCUCGCCUCGGGAAUCACGACACUCAUCGGCGGCGGCACGGGUCCGACCGCCGGCUCGAGCGCCACGACGUGCACGCCGGGCCAGGACCAGCUGCGCAGCAUGAUGAUCGCCACCGACGGCGUCCCGCUCAACUUUGCCUUCACGGGCAAGGGCAACGACUCGGGCCUGCCGGGCCUCGAGGACCAGAUCAAGGCCGGCUGUGCGGGACUCAAGAUCCACGAGGACUGGGGCGCCACGCCGGCCGUCAUCGACGCAUGCCUGACCGUGUGCGACAAGUACGACGUGCAGUGCAACAUCCACACGGACACGCUCAACGAGUCGUGCUUCGUCGAAGGCACGCUUGCCGCUUUCAAGGGCCGCACGAUCCACACCUACCACUCGGAGGGCGCAGGAGGUGGGCAUGCUCCCGACAUCAUCCGCGUAUGUGGCGAGACCAACGUACUGCCAUCGUCGACCAAUCCUACGAGGCCGUAUGCGAAGAACACGCUGGAUGAGCAUCUCGACAUGCUCAUGGUGUGUCACCACCUUUCCAAGGACAUUGUCGAGGACGUGGCGUUUGCCGACUCGCGCAUCCGCGCCGAAACCGUGGCGGCCGAAGACGUGCUGCAGGACUCCGGCGCCAUCUCGAUGAUCAGCUCCGACUCCCAGGCCAUGGGUCGUAUUGGCGAGGUCGUCGCACGCACCUGGCGUACCGCCUCCAAAAUGGCCUCUCUCACCGGUCCCCUUUCCGACACCCCCUCCGGCGUUCCCAAUACCGCCGAUGCCGUACCGGAUAAUCUGCGAAUCAAGCGCUACGUGGCCAAGUACACGAUCAACCCCGCACUCGUGCACGGCAUUUCGCACCGCAUCGGCUCGAUCGAACCGGGCAAGCUUGCCGACCUGGUCUUCUAUCUCCCCGCCAACUUCGGUACACGCCCCGAGUUCGUGCUUAAAGGAGGACAGGUGGCAUGGGCACAAAUGGGCGAUGCCAACGCAUCCAUCCCCACCGUCCAGCCGAUCUACGGUCGACCCAUGCAUGGCGCAAAUGCCAAUGCGGCACCGCACAACUCGAUCCUGUUUGUCAGCCAGGUUUCGCUGGCGCAGGGGAUCGUGCAGGGGUACGGACUGCGCAAGCGCACCGAGGCGGUCAAGGGCUGCAGGAGCGUCAGCAAGAAGGACAUGAAGCUCAACACGCAUACGCCCGAUCUCAAGGUGGAUCCCGAGACGUACGAAGUCACGGAUGGCGGUAGGCUGCUCACCGUCCCGCCCGCCGAUGAGUUGCCCAUGACGCAAAGCGUGGCGCUCUUCUAA
Messenger RNA from Moesziomyces antarcticus, 2565 nucleotides. Its product is annotated as urease. Gene Ontology annotation, molecular function: nickel cation binding; urease activity. Lineage: Eukaryota; Fungi; Basidiomycota; Ustilaginomycetes; Ustilaginales; Ustilaginaceae. Gene Ontology annotation, biological process: urea catabolic process. Bases 1 to 2565 code for a protein of 854 amino acids. Gene Ontology annotation, cellular component: urease complex. The record is from RefSeq and is a predicted model, not a curated record. The transcript has a single exon.